CCGAGCCCUCUGCCUAUAGUCGGCCUAGCGGAUUCCAAUUUCCACGAGUCCGCCUCCAAUUUCCCCGCAGGCAACAGCAGCUGGGCUCCCCACACCCCGAGAUCUCCUCCCCGACCAGCCUCGAGAUCCCUGCGCCCAUGUCGUCCGCGGCGGCCAUGGACGCCAUGGACGAGCUCGUCCAGCUCUCCGAGUCCAUGCGCCAGGCCGCCUCGCUCCUCGCCGACGACGACCCCUCCGACGACGCCACCCCGCGCCGCCCCUCCACCUUCCUCAACGCCGUCGCGCUCGGCAACGUCGGGUCCGGCAAGUCGGCCGUGCUCAACAGCCUCAUCGGCCACCCCGUGCUGCCGACGGGGGAGAACGGGGCCACGCGGGCGCCCAUAGUCGUCGACCUGCACAGGGAUCCGGGCCUCAGCACCAAGUCCAUCGUCCUGCAGAUCGACAGCAAGUCGCAGCAGGUGUCCGCAAGUGCGCUCCGGCAUUCGCUGCAGGAUAGGCUCAGCAAGGCCAGCGGACCCGGGAGGAGCCGAACUGAUGAGAUUUACCUCAAGCUGAGAACUAGCACAGCUCCUCCACUGAAAUUGAUUGAUUUACCUGGCAUAGACCAACGAGUCAUCGACGAUUCAACGAUUAAUGAGUUUGCUGGGCACAAUGAUGCAAUAUUGAUUGUUGUGAUACCAGCAAUGCAAGCCGCUGAGGUUGCAUCCUCUCGAGCUCUUCGACUAGCGAGGGAUAUCGAUCCAGAAGGAACCCGAACAAUAGGAGUCUUGAGUAAAAUCGAUCAAGCCGCAGCAGAUGCAAAGACAGUUGCCUGUGUUCAGGCCAUUUUGUCUAAUAAGGGUCCACGCGCAUCAGCUGAAAUUGAAUGGGUUGCUUUAAUAGGGCAGUCUGUUGCAAUUGCGUCAGCUCAAUCAGGGUCAGUUGGGUCCGAGAAUUCACUGGAAACAGCUUGGCGAGCUGAGGCAGAAAGCCUUAAAUCCAUCUUAACCAGUGCUCCUCAGAACAAGCUUGGCAGAAUUGCUCUUGUAGAUACCAUUGCUAAGCAGAUACGUAAACGGAUGAAAGUGCGACUACCUAGCAUGUUAUCUGGGCUUCAGGGCAAGUCCCAGUCAGUGAAAGAGGAACUUUCAAAGCUGGGGGAGCAGAUGGUACAAAGCUCAGAAGGAACCAGGGCUGUUGCUUUGGAGCUGUGCCGAGAGUUUGAAGAUAAGUUUCUUGCUCAUGUCACUUCUGGUGAGGGGUCUGGUUGGAAAAUUGUUGCAAGUUUUGAGGGCAAGUUUCCGGAUAGGAUCAAACAGCUUCCAUUGGACAGGCAUUUUGACAUGAACAACGUCAAAAGGAUUGUCUUGGAAGCUGAUGGUUAUCAACCAUAUUUGAUAUCUCCGGAGAAAGGUUUAAAAUCCUUGAUUAAAGGAGUACUUGAAAUGGCAAAGGAGCCAUCACGGCUAUGUGUUGACGAGGUACACCGUGUAUUGUUAGACAUAGUAAAUGCCACUGCAAAUGGCACACCAGGGCUUGGAAGAUAUCCUCCAUUCAAACGCGAGAUCAUUGAAAUUGCAUCUAACGCGUUGGAUACAUUCAAAAAUGACGCGAAAAAGAUGGUUGUUGCGCUUGUUGAUAUGGAGCGUGCCUUUGUCCCCCCGCAACAUUUCAUCCGUUUAGUACAAAGAAGAAUGGAAAGGCAGCGUCGUGAGGAGGAGGUGAAAACUAAAUCAUCUAAGAAAGCACAAGAUGCUGAACAAUCCAUGAUGAACAAGGGUUCAAGCGCACAGGCAGGAUCUGAGCAAACUGGUGGUAACCUGAAAUCAUCAAAAGACAAAUCCAAUCAACAAGAUAAAGAUAACAAAGAGGGACCUAAUCUGCAGGUUGCUGGUCCUGGUGGCGAAAUAACUGCAGGUUACCUGUUGAAGAAGAGUGCAAAAAACAAUGAAUGGAGCAGAAGGUGGUUUGUCCUAAAUGAGAAGAGUGGAAAGCUUGGAUACACCAAGAAACAAGAGGAGAGGCAUUUUCGAGGCGUCAUUGUCUUAGAGGAAUGUAACAUGGAAGAGAUAGAGGAGGAAGAUAUUUCUAAGAAUUCCAAGGAUUCAAAGAAGGCGAAUGGCCAAGAGAAAGGCCCAAGUCUUUUAUUUAAGAUUACUAACAGAGUUGCCUACAAAACUGUGCUGAAAGCUCAUAGUGCCGUUAUAUUGAAGGCUGAGAGUAUGGCUGACAAAAUUGAGUGGAUGAAGAAGAUAAGAGGUAUUAUUGAGAGCAAAGGUGGGUCUGUCAAGGGUUCAAACACUCCUGAGGGUGGUCCCAUAAGACAAAGCCGUUCAGAUGGAUCCCUUGAUACAAUGGCCCGUAGGCCUGCUGAUCCGGAAGAAGAACUCCGAUGGAUGUCUCAAGAAGUUCGUGGUUAUGUUGAGGCUGUUUUGAACAGUUUGGCAGCAAAUGUUCCAAAGGCUAUUGUGCUUUGCCAAGUGGAGAAAGCAAAGGAAGAUAUGCUAAAUCAGCUGUACAGCUCAAUAAGUUCACAAAGUAAUGCAAAGAUUGAAGAACUUCUCCAAGAGGACCACAAUGCUAAACGUAGACGGGAAAAAGCUCAAAAACAAUCAUCUCUUCUGUCAACACUUACUCGUCAGCUCAGCAUCCAUGAUAAUAGAACUGCAGUUUCAUCAUAUUCUGAUGAUACUUCUGCCCCGGAGAGUACCCCACAGAGCCCGUCAGGUGAGGAAUGGAGGUCUGCCUUCAGUUCUGCAGGAAAUGGCUCUGCUGACCGAUCCAGUUCCCACAAUGAAUCAAGAUCGAGAAGUGCUGACAGUCGUGGUCGGCGGUAUGAAAAUGGGGACGCAAAUGGUUCCAGUUCAGGCAGCCAACGCAAACCAAAUAGGUUGCCACCGGCACCACCGAAAUACUAGGGGCGUUGAUCGGCAUCUAUGAAAACCAUAUUUUCAUGGCAUGCUCUCAUCCCCUGACGAUAUUGGUGGAAAAAGAAAUAUGGAUUGAAGAAUGGAGAGCGGACGAGAGAUUGCAUGCAUGGUCUGUAUCCAGAGGACCUCAGUUGUUUAUAGAAAUACGUAGGUUAUCUAUGGUGGUUUUUUCACGAUCAUUUUGCCGUAUUGAUCGAUAUGAUGUGCUCUCAACCUGUCAGAUUUUGUGGCCACAGAUCAGUUGAUCUUGGUUCUGAACUCUGUUGUUGUAACUUGUAAGUCUUCCGUCAAACUGGCAAUGUAUUAUAUUCACCCAUUGGUGUAUUAUUUCUACCAUUCUUUUUUUAA
This is a messenger RNA of Lolium perenne, 3257 nucleotides long. Its product is annotated as dynamin-2A. Gene Ontology annotation, cellular component: membrane; cytoplasm; microtubule. The record is from RefSeq and is a predicted model, not a curated record. Gene Ontology annotation, molecular function: GTP binding; microtubule binding; GTPase activity. Lineage: Eukaryota; Viridiplantae; Streptophyta; Magnoliopsida; Poales; Poaceae.